Solanum tuberosum (potato) is the source of this 1380-nucleotide messenger RNA. Its product is annotated as epidermis-specific secreted glycoprotein EP1-like. NCBI's taxonomy places the organism in Eukaryota, Viridiplantae, Streptophyta, Magnoliopsida, Solanales, Solanaceae. The transcript has a single exon. The coding region runs from base 1 to 1302 and encodes 433 amino acids. The record is from RefSeq and is a predicted model, not a curated record.
AUGUCUUCUUUGCUUGUAAUAACACUUUGUUCCUUAUUCAUAGUAACAUUAGCCAAUGUUCCUCCUUCCAAAACCUUCAAGUACAUAAAUGAAGGCUCAUUUGGCGAAUACUCCGUUGAAUAUUUUGCAGAUUAUCGUGUGUUGGACAUUGUCAACUUCCCUUUCACCCUUUGUUUCUUUAAUUCUACUCCAAACACCUUCAUACUUGGGCUACGAAUGGGUCAUCGUAGAUCUGAGUCCAUUAUGCGAUGGGUCUGGGAGGCUAAUCGUGGUAAGCCUGUCCGCGAAAACGCCACUCUAACGUUUGGUACUAAUGGGAAUUUGGUACUAACUGAUGUCGAUGGCACGGUAGCUUGGCAUACCAAUACUGCCAACAAAGGUGUAACAGGGCUAAAACUUUUGCCUAAUGGCAACUUGGUUUUACAUGACAAAAAUGAUAGAUUUGUUUGGCAAAGUUUUGAUCACCCAACGGAUACACUUUUGGUGGGCCAAAGUUUAAGGGCUAAAGGCCCAUCUAAGCUUGUUAGUAGAAAGUCCAGUAAAGAACCUGUUGAUGGGCCUUAUAGUUUUGUCCUAGAAGGGAGACAUUGGGCCAUGUAUUAUAUAAGUGUAAAUUCACAAAAGCCUUUACCAUAUUUCAAAUCAGAUGAUUUUGGUAAUGGGAAAGGCUCUUUAGCCAAUUUUGAUUUCUAUUGUGAGCCAGAAUAUGGUGAAAAUUAUGCUUUUGAGCUAGGAUUUAGGAUUAACAUGACCAAUUCUCCUAGCUCUGGUACUUCUAUAUUUACUAGGCCCAAAUACAAUAGUACAUACACUAUGUUUAGAGUUGAUAUGGAUGGUAAUUUAAGAAUGUACACUUAUGAACCAAAUGUUGAUUGGGGAGCAUGGGAAGUCACAUAUCGACUUCUCGAUAGGGACAACGAUGGAAAAAGUGAAUGCAAGCUACCGAGGAGGUGUGGAUCAUUAGGCGUUUGCGAGGAUAGCCAGUGUGUGGCGUGUCCGAGCCCUCGAGGCUUGAUUGGGUGGAGUAAGGGAUGUGCACCACCAAAGUUGCCAGUAUGUAGGGGAGGAUCAAAUGUGGACUAUUAUAAGGUGGAAGGAGUUGAACAUUUUACUAGUGAUUAUAAUGAAGGAGUUGGGCCUAUGAAAAUAAGUGAAUGCAAAAAUAGGUGCAACAAAGAUUGCAAAUGUGUGGGCAUUUUCUACAAACAAGAGUCAUCAAAGUGCUUGGUUGUACCUGAGCUAGGGGCUUUGGUUAAAGUGGAAAAUUCCUCCCAUGUUGGCUACAUCAAGAUCUCAAAGUAGAUGAAGUUAUUACUGAUUUAUAUUUAUAUCAAGCAAGCAUGUUAUAUUUUUUAAAUUUCAGUAAUAAUAAUGUAACUU